AUGUACUGCGUUUUGACAGAAAGAAAGAAUAGAGAAGGUGCUGAGAGGCGUGCCAUCAGAAGACUAUCGUUCAUGGUAGACGGAAGUGCAUUUAUGGAAGAAACCAUCAUGAUAUCAAUAGCGAUAUUUCCGUAG
Molecule: messenger RNA, 135 nt
Organism: Racocetra persica
Lineage: Eukaryota; Fungi; Glomeromycota; Glomeromycetes; Diversisporales; Gigasporaceae
Source: the annotation of a GenBank genome assembly